AAGAGGUAAAAGAAUACAUGAAGCAACGAGGUUUUGUUAGUACUUUAGGUCAUACUGCCGUACUAUGUGGUAAAGCCUUGACAUUCUCAGGAUUUUGGUUUCCUCUUGUUUUUGUACCAGGCAUCAUUUUGUCGACUGGUGGUUGGUUGACUGUUACUGGUUCCGAUUCUGCUUCAAUUGUUAAAGAAAAUGAAGCUUACCAAAUAUUUGAAAAAUGUCUUGCUGAAGACGAAGAAAAAAGUAAUAUGUUAGAAAUUUCGCAAAUAAAGUUAAAGGAAACUGUCGGAAAAUUCAAAGAAAUUGAUUCUCGCUUCGAUGAUUCAGAAUACAGAAAACAUGAAAUAGAUAGAAAAAAAAUUGAUGCAGUCAAAGAAGUACUGAAAAAAAUUUGGGGUGAAGAAAUUAAAGCUGAUUUAAGUUUAAAAAUUGAUACAGAAAUUAAACAUUCGACGGGUUUAAAGACAGUAAGAGCCGCUGUAGAGGCUUUUUGCAAGAUUGUGCCUUCUCCUCUGUCAUUUUAUUGUAUUUAUCGAGAUCGCAUGGAAGCUGAGAGCCGUACUUCUGUAGAAGAUAUGGAAACGGCAAUUAAAAAGUGGAAAGAAGGUUUGAUAGAUUUAAAAGAAAAAGAACAACCACUAAAUAUAGAGUAUGAAAAAAUCAGCUGGUGUAAAGUUGAAAUGUCAAAACUACUACCAACUACAAUUGAGAUACCAAAUCCGGCGUAA
This is a messenger RNA of Dentiscutata heterogama, 725 nucleotides long. Lineage: Eukaryota; Fungi; Glomeromycota; Glomeromycetes; Diversisporales; Gigasporaceae. The record is from the annotation of a GenBank genome assembly.